AUGGGUCAAUCAUCUAUAUUUACUAGUGAUGUUACUAUGAAUAUUGAAGCCACCAAUAACAUUGGUGAGAGUUCAGCCACAAAGCCAGCAGUAGUUCUUGAUAGUUCUGUUAAUCCUGAAUCUGAUCAAACUUUAAGUGAUCUACGUAAAGCCAUCGUUGGAGAUUUAAUCAAAAAUCCAAAGACAUUUAAAGGCAAUAAAGAUGAUGUUAAUAAAUGGAUCGAAGACAUCAAACACUUUUUAAAUAUAGCACAUAUACCGGAUAAUAUUCGAUUAGAUAUAAUUUCUUAUUCGUUACGAGGUGAUGCUUUGGAGUGGUUUAAAAACAACAGUUCUUCAUUCACUUCGUGGAAAGCUUUUGUUGAAGAAUCAAAAAGGGCUUUCACAUCAUCUUUUCAGAGCGAAUUAGCUUUUAAGAAAUUAGAGUCGUAUACUCAAGGUGAAAAUCAAUCUAUUCAUAGCUUUUUCAAUGAAGUAUUGAAAUUGUGUCAAGAAGCUGACGCUACAAUCAGGGGUGUCAGUUUCGGGUUCCGUUCCCAGGAACCCGGAGCCCAUUCUGGUUCUGGGUUCCCGGGAACGGGAACGGGAACCCACAUAUGGUUCGGGUUCCUGGGCAUCCGGGAACCGUAUGAGGUUUGGGCUCUCGGGUUCUCAGGAACCCGGAACCCAUGGAGUUCCCGGGUUCCCAGGAAUCCGGAACCCCAUGUCGGUUCCUCGUCCUGGAGAACCCGGUACUCUAUAUGGAUAUUCAUUUCUAGGAACCUGAAACUAACGGGUGUCCCAGAAAUAAUGGGUGUCUCAGUAUUUUUAAGAUUUCUUCUCUAUUAUCCCUGUAAUUAAAGCUCUCUUUAUUACCAAAAGAUAUCGCUUGGAAUUCUCUACAAAACCAUAUAUGAGUAAGCUCAAAAACAGUUUUAGAUAUAUUUGAAAAAAGACGAAAACUAAAGACAUACAAAAAGCUGUAAAAUGUAAAUAACGAGUGUCCCAUAAUAAAUGGCCGCACUUUGCAUUUCAUAUUUUAAUCUCUAAAUACGUUUUAUUAAAAAAACAAAAUAUACCAUAACAUGCAGGAUGAAAAGCUCUACAAUCUACAAAUUAAAGUUUAUUUUAAUUGUAUAUAUUUUGUUUACAAAAAAAGCAAAAGU
Molecule: messenger RNA, 1145 nt
Organism: Rotaria sp. Silwood2
Lineage: Eukaryota; Metazoa; Rotifera; Eurotatoria; Philodinida; Philodinidae
Source: the annotation of a GenBank genome assembly